Molecule: messenger RNA, 1248 nt
Organism: Pipistrellus nathusii (Nathusius's pipistrelle)
Lineage: Eukaryota; Metazoa; Chordata; Mammalia; Chiroptera; Vespertilionidae
Source: the annotation of a GenBank genome assembly
AUGGAGAGCAGAUCUGAGCUCCUGGGACACCUUCAAGCCCGCUGCUGCCCGGCUUCCCAGGAACCCUCCCAGGACCCCAGGAGCCCAGCCAGGCGCUCAGGACACCACACCAUGCUCACGGCUCCCACCAUCUCUGCUGUGCCUCGACCCCUCUCUCAGCCUCUCCCACCCGGGAACAGCAGCCAGGAGGAGCGUGCGGACAUCCGGGACCCGCUGCUGGCCCAGGCGGAGCUGGCCCUGCUCUCCAUAGUCUUCGUGGCCGUGGCGCUGAGCAACAGCCUGGUGCUGGGCGCCCUGGCGCGGCGGGGCCGGCGCGGCCGCUGGGCACCGAUGCACGUCUUCAUUGGCCACCUGUGCCUGGCCGACCUGGUGGUGGCUCUGUUCCAAGUGCUGCCCCAGCUGGCCUGGGAUGCCACCGACCGCUUCCAAGGGCCCGAUGCCCUGUGCCGGGCCAUCAAGUACCUGCAGAUGGUGGGCAUGUACGCCUCCUCCUACAUGAUCCUGGCCAUGACUCUGGACCGCCACCGCGCCAUUUGCCGCCCCAUGCGGGCCUACCGCCACGGAGGGGGCGCGCACUGGAACCGGCCGGUGCUGCUGGCCUGGGCCUUCUCGCUGCUCUUCAGCCUGCCCCAGCUCUUCAUCUUUGCCCGGCGCAACGUGGGCGGCGGCAGCGAGGUCUUUGACUGCUGGGCCAUCUUUAUCGAGCCAUGGGGCCUGCGCGCCUAUGUCACCUGGAUUGCCUUGAUGGUGUUCGUGGCACCUGCUCUGGGCAUCGCUGCCUGUCAGGUGCUCAUCUUCCGGGAGAUUCAUGCCAGCCUGCUGCCUGGGCCAGCAGAGAGGGCCAGGGGGCGCCGAGGAGGGCGCCGGAGAUCUAGUUCCAGCCGGACAGCCAGUUCCGGCGGCGAGGGAGCCCCUGUGUCAGCAGCCAUGGCCAAGACCGUGAGGAUGACGCUGGUGAUCGUCAUCGUGUAUGUGCUGUGCUGGGCGCCCUUCUUCCUGGUGCAGCUGUGGGCGGCGUGGGACCCGGAGGCACCGAGGGAAGGGCCCCCCUUCGUGCUGCUGAUGCUGCUGGGCAGCCUCAACAGCUGUACCAACCCCUGGAUCUAUGCCUCCUUCAGCAGCAGCGUCUCCUCCGAGCUGCGCAGCCUGCUCUGCUGUGCCCGGCGGCGCGCCCCGCCCAGCCUGGGGCCCCAGGAGGAGUCCUGCGCCACCGCCAGCUCCUUCCUGGCCAAGGACACUCCCUCCUGA